Messenger RNA from Rubroshorea leprosula, 970 nucleotides. The record is from the annotation of a GenBank genome assembly. NCBI's taxonomy places the organism in Eukaryota, Viridiplantae, Streptophyta, Magnoliopsida, Malvales, Dipterocarpaceae.
CAAAGAAAAUGAAAAAAAAAAAAAAGAAGAUUUCUCUCAUUCUUUCUCGACCCUUAUCACACAAGGAAAUCUAAGAUUGGAGGAGGAUUCAGCCACCAAAAAAGAAGGAGAAAUGCCUGAAGAUCUUGUACAACCAGUUAGCCUUUCCCAAGCCCCUUUGAUUUUGAUCUCAUCAUCAUCUUUUUCAAUCUUCACACUCAUCACCAUCACCCUCACCAAUCACCAAGCAAACCAAAAAGAAGAAGAAGAAGAAGGAUCUUUCUCCUCCUCUCUUGGCCCUUCUCCUCUCUAAAAAAAAAAAAAAAACCUAGUCGCAAGCCCUCUUGGACUCUAAUCUUCACCAUUCUUUUGUGGAUCUCAUCAUCAUCGUAGUCUUCACCACCACCAUUGGUUAUCAUCAAAGCAAAGCAGUUUGGUGGCCAUUAGAAACAGGGGAGGAUCUUCUUUCUUUUCCAACCAAGAAAAAAUAAUAAAAGGAAGAUUGCUCCUUCCUCUCAUUUUCUCUUCUUCCUAUUUUAACCACCACUCCAUCUCUUAUUAACAUACCAUUCCUCCAAUCUCCUACUCAUCAUCGUCACCAUCAUCAUUACCAUCAUCAGGACAGAGACAAGAAAGGGAGGAAUGUUUGAGAUCUGGUUUGAAUGGAAGAAGAAGAUCAAUUUUGUUAGUUGGAGGCAGAAAAAUAAAGAGGAAAAGGGAGCUUGGGUAGCAUAUCUUUGGGGUGUUCUUGCUUUAGGUAAUCUUCUGAAAUAAAGGGUUUUUGGGAAAGGUAAUGAAGGAAGUGAUGAGAGCCUGGUCUUGGGGGUAGGAUCUCUCCCAUCAAAUCUAGAUCUAUUUUCUUCUAAAAAUUCUGCCAUGUUUGCUUCUGUCAUUUUUUGUUGACUUUCCUUGUGUUUUUUUAUUUUAGAUUUGAUGUUAAGUUUGUAUAUGUUUGCUAGAAAACGAAUGAGAAUCAAAGAUUGUUCUGUUU